Messenger RNA from Penicillium alfredii, 321 nucleotides. RefSeq lists its product as uncharacterized. The transcript has a single exon. Bases 1 to 321 code for a protein of 106 amino acids. The record is from RefSeq and is a predicted model, not a curated record. NCBI's taxonomy places the organism in Eukaryota, Fungi, Ascomycota, Eurotiomycetes, Eurotiales, Aspergillaceae.
AUGCCCAUGUUGCUCCCAACUCCAAUCCCCCCUGUCGCCAGGGCGGAUGGCGUCGACCAGCUACCAUCGGGAAGACGAGCAACCAGCAAUCCGGAGCCAAAACGGACAGAGCCGAAGAACCCAGCUCUGAGGAUGGUGAAUAUUGCCAGUCCCUAUGAAACAGUUAGCAUUCAGUCAGCAUUGAGAUACGAGCCCCCCGGAGCCCAAGACACUCACUUUGGCGCGGCCGAGGACAUGGCGUGGAAUGCUUUCAUCAAGUUUGAAAACUUCCGGACUGACAAACGACUCGAGAAUCUUCCCGGCCUUUUUACACUCGCCUAG